Bursaphelenchus xylophilus (pine wood nematode) is the source of this 4460-nucleotide messenger RNA. Lineage: Eukaryota; Metazoa; Nematoda; Chromadorea; Rhabditida; Aphelenchoididae. The record is from the annotation of a GenBank genome assembly.
AUGGAGGUUGGUGGUGUCGAGCUGAUCAAGAUUCGUCACGGAGCCAAUCCAACUGUGUCGUUCUCGGGAUUCGUGGCUUUGUGUGGUGGAUAUUGCUUCCUUCAUAUUGCUUCAUUGGUAAUUUGGUAACCCGUUUUUCCGAGUUCGAUGUUCCGUCUUUUUUGAAUGAGAUCGCAAAGACUUUAAGUUAAAAUUAUCCUAUUUUAUAAACAAAAUCUAUUUUUCUGUUUUAAUUCUUUUUUUCAUUCUGCAUUUUUUAUAUUUUCAUAUUUCGAACUUCCGGUUUUCGAUCUUUUGGUUUUUCUAAUUUGAGGUUUUUCGAACUUCUAGUAUUCGAACUUGCGGCAUUCGAACUUGCGGCAUUCGAACUUUUGGUUGUCGAACUUGGGGUUUUUCGAACUUCCGGUAGGCGGUCAUUUGCAAAAGUCUCUUGAAUUUUACAUGCUUCCUGAUUGAGACCGCAUAGCGUUCUCUCAUUUGUUAAGUUUAUAUCUACUUUAACGGUGAAGCGAACGAUGGAAGCGAAUGCGUGACAUCUUCUUUAUUCCUUCGGUUUUUGUCGUUCACGGCACGGCAGUAGGCACAGACGUAUCGGAGAAUUCCCUUUCUAUCAGCUGUUGCACCAUUGGUUAAUGCGUAUACCAAACCAUCGUGGUCUAGAUGGGGCACCAGAAACCUCGUCUACUUCCCUCGACGUUGCGAAGGCAAUGCAACAGGUUUAGAAGAGGCUUCUUCAUCACGGUUAGUCGCCCACCCAUUACCGGUUGAAUUCGAACAAAAUGAGAAUCUCUCGCGAGGUUUUUAGACCGAAAAAUAUUUUCUAUUUUUAUUUUUAGGAAUUCUUUUAUUUUUUGUUGAUAUCGCCAUGUCGCGACGCUUCCUUUGGACGAAACUCAAUCGGCGGGAGACAUCUUUGUUCUACAAUAUUCUUUGGGUUGCCUCUUCCGAGAUCCGAGAGCACAGGAAUUUUUGUGCCUUUGUUGCACAACAGCGUGGAUGAAGUUUUUUGCUUAACGGGAGUUUGCUGUUGUCGGGUUGCACUGCAUUACUUAACGUAACCAGAAAAGGAUUUUCGAUAUCCAAAAGAUUUUUAAAACCGGCUCUUUAAUUUUGGGAGAUUUAAUAAAAUUUACCGUCCGGAAAAAAGAACGGUUGAUGUCAGUCAUGACAUUUGGAAACUUUACACUGUUUUUUUGUCUUUUUUCAGCGGCCUCACUUCUACAAGAACCUUCUGCGAGAAAUUAAGAGGACUAAAACAAAAGGGAUCUAUACAAAGGGAUCAAAGGGAUCGAAUACAUUGUUCUCUCUCAUUGCGACACAAUCAGCGGAAGGGAAAAGAUCACUGUGAAGCUGCAAAAGUAGGAUUUUCUGGGACUUUUACGUUGUUAUCCGUCUCAAUUUUGCCCAGCUCUAUUGCAAAGCUGUCAUUAGUCCGUCGGUAAAAUAAAGCACUCUGUUGCAUCGAAAAUCCCAUCGCCGCAAAGAAAAUAAACGCGGGGAAAUCAAUUUCUUUUCACUCCAGCGACACAAUUGGCGCAGCGACAUUGUGCUCAUUAUUUUCCCGACCGACUAAUAUUUUUUUCAUUUUUCAGCUACCCUGACAUUGAUUUGUACGGAAAAUGCGGGAAUCUGACGUGCGAUCACAAGUGCUUCUCCGAGAACAAGAAGAAAUGCCGAUUUUAUUUAAAAGACGAUUUCUGAGUCAGUGCGUCAGCCGUGGACAUAGGAAAAAAUCGAUUUUGAGUUUUUUGCAUUAAAAUGACUGUUGGAAGGUGCUAAGCAAAAGCGAACGAUAUUUUUUUCCAAAACCUUCAUCAAGGUAUAUUUUUUUACAAUUUACUGUUUUAGAAGUAAUCGCCUCCAGCUGUCGUAUCUUACCUUACUGUGCGAUGAUUUGAUGGUUAUUGAAGUUUUUGACUCUUGCGGUGAUGAUGGAAUCAUUAUUUUUCUGGUUUUCCUACUGUAACAUACCGUAAUACCGUAUCGGCCGCUAAAAAACGGCCGUAAAUUCUUUGUUUCUGAAAACCCACAGCUGAUUUUUUGAUAUGUUAAUCAGCGUAAAAUUCUGCUCUAGACGCAAUCAAAAAAAGUUCAAAAAAGUGAAUGACAAAUUUCGUGGUAUAGUGGUUAGUGGUCGGGACUACCAAUCCAGCCUCCCAGGUUCGAUUCCGGGUGGGUGCAAAUCACGAAAAAAUACUAGAAAUCGACUUUAAUGGAACAAUCAAAGCUAUUUGAUUGAUUCUAAGUGAUUUUGGACAAUAACGGCACCUUUAUGGGAGCCUAAAACGGAUUUUUUAAAAUUUUUGAGGCUUAAUACGUGAAAAAUAAAACGGCUUCAAACCGGCUGAAAUUGAUACCACUUACUCUAGGGCUAAUUAUAAGACACUUUCCCGUUAACUUUUUUUGGGAUCUUACUGUAUCGUGGAUUACUGUAACAUGAAACGCGUUUCCAUUUUUUUGUAUACCACAUAGCACAGAGAGCUCGUAUCCCCACCAUUACGCUUAAAAUGAUUAAGAAAGGCUUGGUUUGCGUAGAAAUUUUUUUUAUAUGGCGGUACGACUUGAAACACCUGAGUAAUCUCACGCAGUUUCACCAGUUGUUGAUAACGUCGACACACAUUGGAGACGGGGGGAAAUUUUGAUUUAUACAUCAAGAGUGGAUCUUUGUUUUCUUAUUAAAAUAUCUAACUAAAAAACUAAAAAAUUUGUGCGAGAAUUCUGAAGUAAACCGCGGUUUAGGAGAAUAAGUUUUAUGUUACAGUAAUCCACGAUACAGUAAGAUCCCAAAAAAAGUUAACGGGAAAGUGUCUUAUAAUUAGCCCUAGAGUAAGUGGUAUCAAUUUCAGCCGGUUUGAAGCCGUUUUAUUUUUCACGUAUUAAGCCUCAAAAAUUUUAAAAAAUCCGUUUUAGGCUCCCAUAAAGGUGCCGUUAUUGUCCAAAAUCACUUAGAAUCAAUCAAAUAGCUUUGAUUGUUCCAUUAAAGUCGAUUUCUAGUAUUUUUUCGUGAUUUGCACCCACCCGGAAUCGAACCUGGGAGGCUGGAUUGGUAGUCCCGACCACUAACCACUAUACCACGAAAUUUGUCAUUCACUUUUUUGAACUUUUUUUGAUUGCGUCUAGAGCAGAAUUUUACGCUGAUUAACAUAUCAAAAAAUCAGCUGUGGGUUUUCAGAAACAAAGAUUUUACGGCCGUUUUUUAGCGGCCGAUACGGUAUUACGGUAUGUUACAGUAGGAAGAUCAGAAAAAUAAUGAUUCCAUCGUCACCGCAAGAGUCAAAAACUUCAGUAACCAUCAAAUCAUCGCACAGUAAGGUAAGAUACGACAGCUGGAGGCGAUUACUUCUAAAACAGUAAAUUGUAAAAAAUGGUACCUUGUUGAAAGUUUUAGGAAAAAAUAUUGUUCGCUUUUGUUUAGCACCUACCAACAGUCAUUUUGAUGCAAAAAACUCAAAUUUGAUUUUUUCCUAUGUCCAUGCCUAACUGGCGGCUGAUUCACUGACUCAGAAAUCGUCUUUUAAAACUCGGUCUGUCAAGAUUAUGUGACGGAAAAGUUCUACCAAUUCAACGAUCUGGUACACAUUGUUUUUAAGAAGGAACACUAUCGGAAUCUGCCACCAAAGUCGUUCAUUGCGUUGGAUGAUUUUGAGUAAGUAUUCUGGGGGAGACGUUUCCCAAAUUGAAAACGUUCCUUUGAUAAGUUUCGAUUCAAAGUGUUUGAAAUGAGACACUCAGACUUUAGUGAAACCUGGCACAAAUCUAUUUAAGUCUGUCUUAGAAAUAAUGUGGUUUUGUCGAAGAAAAAUAUCUAGUCUUGCCGCAGUAGCGCACCAAAUCUCCAGCCGCGGCUAGGUGUCGCAAGGCGGUGAUAUCCAAAAGUGCGAUUCCAAAGUGCGACGAAUUCACAUUAUUUUCUGGACAGACUGAUAUUAAAAAAAAAGAAAACGAAAGACCGACAGUGAUAGGUAGAUUCUUUCGAAGAUCUAUGCACAACUUGAGCUGGUUGUUUGUCGAAGCAGCGCGUUUGGUCGGUGAAAAAGUUAUUCGUUUUUGCGGGCUUCUCCAUAAACGGUUCUAGCCUUCUUCCCUUCGGCCGGACCAAUGAUUCGACAAAAAUUUGUCAAAAAUCUUGCAAUAGCUACUCCUGUAAAGCAUGAGCUAAAACGUAGAUAAAUUGAUACAGUAUAUUGUCUAUCCAUAAGUCUGUCGGGGAAAUUAUGAGCACAACGUUGCCACACCAAUCACGGCGCUGAAGCAAAAAGCAAUUUGAUUUUUGCCGAAACACAUUUUAUUUUCUCGGCGGCGUUGCGAUUUUCAAUGCGACAGAGUGCUCAUUAUUUUCCCGACAGACUGAUAUGCCCGUUAAAAUGCACAUUUUUAGAAGCCUGAAGUCCUUUGCAACCUACAUCAAGUAUCUAAACGAGAACGACGAAGCCUACGCCGAACAUCUGCUUUGGCGAUAG